CGCGAAGGGCUGGGGCGGCGGCGAACGGGCCAGCUGCGCGGAGGAGCGGGGAAGGAAGGGGAGGGGGAGCCGAAGGGCGCGGACGGCUGGACCGGAGCGGCCUCCCCCUCCCCGAAGUCGGGGGUGCCUUAGCCGCUGGGGAGCGGGGCUGCAGCCUCUGCAGCUGGAUUUCCCACUCUGACAGGCGCCAUUUUACUGCCCUAAGGGCUCCCUCCUCCUUUCUUCCCCCGUCCUCUUCCCCUCUGACACUGCUUCCGGUGGUGACGUCCAUUCGCUUCACCGGGACUAAAGUUCCCCCUCCUCGGUCUGUGGGGACUAGGCCGGGUGUCAGUGGUGGAAGAAUUCAUGGGUGCCCCGCCCCUUUCGCCUGGAGGGGGCGGGGCAGCGGGUCGUGACGCCAUCAGAGGGCGCCGGAGGGGGGACCCGACGCGAAUUGGAGAUGGAGUCGGUGUUGGCUCUGGGCGGCUUGGUGCUGCUGCGGGACUCCGUGGAGUGGGAGGGGCGCACUCUCUUGAAGGCGCUUAUCAAGAAAUCUGCACUGUGUGGGGAGCAGGUCCACAUCCUGGGCUGCGAAGUGAGCGAGGACGAGUUCCGUGAAGGCUUUGACUCCAGUAUCAACAGCCGGUUGAUUUACCAUGACCUCUUCAGAGACCCUCUCAACUGGUCACAGACUGGGGAAACCCUUCCAGGGGGACCCCUGGGAGCCUUGCAAGCCAUGUGCAGGAGGACACAUCCUGGUCCUGUCACCAUUGCUCUCGAUUCACUCAGCUGGCUGCUGCUGCACAUUCCCUGUACUUCCCUCUGCCAGGCCCUCGGUGCCUUGAGCCGUCAGCACGCCCACCCUGGUGGCGGCUCCCCGGCGGAGCCCCUGCGAGUACUCGGCCUGCUGCACGAAGAGCUCCAUGGCCCGGGCCCCCUGGGAGCACUGAGCAGCCUGGCCCAGACUGAAGUGACCCUGAGUGGGACAGUGGGCCAGGCUUCGGCCCACAUUCUCUCUCGGAGGCCCCGACAGCGCCCAGCCCAUCAGACCCAGUGGUUCUCCAUCCUGCCUGACUUCAGCCUGGAUCUCCAAGGGGGGCCCCCACUAGAGUCCCAGCCCCACGCAGAUCCUCACACAGCCUCGGUGGACCCCACAGCUCAUGUGACCUUUAACCUUCACCUGUCCAAGAAAGAGCGAGAAGCCAAAGACAGCCUGACACUGCCCUUCCAGUUCAGCUCUGAAAAACAACAGGCUCUGCUGCGUCCUGGGCCCGGCCAGGCCACCGGCCGCAUCUUCUAUGAGCCCGACGCAUAUGAUGACCUGGACCAAGAAGACCCAGACGAUGACCUGGAUGUUUGACCGGCCCGGAACUGGAAGGGAGGAGAAAGACCUUGGACCCAUAACCGUCCUCUCGUUUGCAUUGGCCUUGCCCUGUCCUUGCCCCCAUCUUUGUUGUCACCCCCAGGUCGUAAGUCAGAGAGUCGCUUCCAUCUGGACAAAAAAUGGGCAAGGGGCAUUAGGGGAAGUUGAAAAGAACAGGAACCUCUCCCCUCUCUGCCUAAUAAAGUAUUUUUCUACUGAAAGGAA
Molecule: messenger RNA, 1567 nt
Organism: Ailuropoda melanoleuca (giant panda)
Lineage: Eukaryota; Metazoa; Chordata; Mammalia; Carnivora; Ursidae
Gene: ELP5
Product: elongator acetyltransferase complex subunit 5
Exons: 9
Coding region: 440-1339 (299 amino acids)
Biological process (GO): tRNA wobble uridine modification
Cellular component (GO): cytosol; elongator holoenzyme complex; nucleus
Molecular function (GO): tRNA binding
Source: RefSeq, a predicted model, not a curated record